Drosophila subpulchrella is the source of this 1601-nucleotide messenger RNA. RefSeq lists its product as uncharacterized. Bases 71 to 1540 code for a protein of 489 amino acids. The transcript is spliced from 5 exons. The record is from RefSeq and is a predicted model, not a curated record. NCBI's taxonomy places the organism in Eukaryota, Metazoa, Arthropoda, Insecta, Diptera, Drosophilidae.
GAACAGAGUAAAUAUAUAUAACAGAAUCAUACAACACAAUCAGUAGUAGAAAACUCAAUACAUAAUCAGCAUGACGGACAAGAAACACUUUAAAAUGGCACCUGCUAACCCUAUUCCUCCCCGGCAAGGCGUUGAACAAAAAAAGUACACGCCACAGGAGUACAGGGAGAAGAUCAAUAGCUUGUUUCCGCUUCCGCCAAGGCCUGCAGAUAUGUGUCACGAUGAGUUCGUUAAGAAACUCCUGGAGCCAUAUGUAUUAGAGGCCAAAAAGGAGAUUCGAGCCGUUAAGAUGACCAAAGAUUCCGAUAGCAGCUCCAGUGAGGAUCCGAACGAAGCCUUCCGGGCGAAGAUGUAUAAGACGGACUACUCGGCUCGAGCUUCUGUCUAUAUGGCCAGGGCAACUCUUGGGGCCAGGAUAAGUGGCAAGUCGAUUCUGAGUCCCCAGCAACGCGAUUCAGCGGCCAUGACGACCCAAAUGUUCAAGGUGCGCUUUGCCAAUCUGAUAUCCGACUUCCGGAACGUGUGCAUCAUCUACCAGCUGCUGCAACUGCAGGAGAUCCUCAACGUGAUGCGAGAAUAUCCACCGGCUGGCACCAAUCCCAAUGACACCAUCUUCAGCUGGUCCUACAAAAAGAAUCUUAAACGUUUCGAACAGCAAACAAACACCGUGUAUGUGGAUAUUCUGGAGAAGAAUAAAACCGAGGCCACGCUCGAUGACCUCAAGUUCUAUGUAGACUUGGGGGAACUAAUUGGUCUGGUGCAAGCCCUGCUUGACGAUGUGAUCAAGGAUCGCGAUCUUUGUGCCGCUCAUGGCUUUAUGGAACUUCUCAAAGACACCCAAGUGGACAUCGAUAAGCUUAUUGCCGUGCCCUACGAGACAAUAAUGGCCGAACACGACUCUUUAGUCGAGGAGAAUGAGAAGAAGAAUCGCGUUGGAAAAUUUCACAAUCCCAAGUUGGCGGCCAAACAGCGCAUCCUCAAUAAAGAGCGAUUCCAGAUCGAUUUCAUGAGCCCCAUAGAAUCCCGCUAUAGAAUUAACUGGACCCGCGAUAAUGUGGAGCAGGGACAGUAUGUUGAUUAUCUUCGCUGUAAGGUGCUUUCCGAUGAGUUGGACAAAAUUGAAGACCUCACCCGCAAGGAUUCGCAUGUGUGGAGGAGCUGCCACUUGGAGUAUGUGACCCUGAUCGAGCAGUACAAGAAUCGUAUUAACAUGGUCCAGCAGGCCUACGAUGAUGAUAUGGAAACUGCCGAAAAUAUGUUACAGGUCACCAUCACUAAGGUGAACAAGUGCAAGGACGACCUGAGGUCAUACAAAGAAAAAGUGGAGGAUUUCCACGUGAAAAUCCAAGAGGUGCGCGACAAGAUUGCAAAAGAGGCGGAGAAGGAACGUGCUCGUCUGUCAGCGGCACGGGCUUCGAAGAGAAUGUCCAGGAUAUUGGCAAGACAAAAGGAGGAGAAAAAGGCCGCCGCCAAGCAGGCUAAGUUGGAAAAAAGACUGGCCAGGCGAAAUAAAACUGAAGAACCUGCUCCAACAACUUAAAUAUCCCUUAUCGCCACUUGACAAUACAAUAAUGUUUAUACAUUAAAAUUUGUUUUUAUAA